This is a messenger RNA of Phlebotomus papatasi, 1294 nucleotides long. RefSeq names its product nuclear envelope phosphatase-regulatory subunit 1 homolog (gene Cnep1r2). The transcript has 4 exons. The coding region runs from base 91 to 471 and encodes 126 amino acids. NCBI's taxonomy places the organism in Eukaryota, Metazoa, Arthropoda, Insecta, Diptera, Psychodidae. Gene Ontology annotation, cellular component: cytoplasm; Nem1-Spo7 phosphatase complex. The record is from RefSeq and is a predicted model, not a curated record.
UACAAUAACCUCAACUUGUCAGAGCGAGUAGCAAUUUUUAUCUGUAACAAAAAAUAUUGAAAAUAUUUAGUUUUUCCAACAAAAUCUAUAAUGUCGCAAAUGGAACAGUCAGCUUGUGAAGAUCUAAAAGCCUUCGAAAGGAGAUUAACUGAAGUGAUUGCAGCUCUUCAUCCGCCUACUCUUCGCUGGAGAAUAAUCCUCUUUGUGAUAUCUACCUUAACAGCAUUGGGAGCUUGGUAUUGGCUCACGGACCCUAGAACUUCUGUCGUUCCUCUCACAGAAUCCCUCCUGAACCAUCCAAUCUUUACAGUGGGCAUUGUUAUUCUAGUAACGUUGUUUGCUUAUGGGAUUCAUCGGCUCGUUAUAGCGCCUCAAAUCAUUACAUCACGAACGAGAACAGUUCUCAAUGACUUCAAUAUGUCUUGCGAUGACACAGGGAAGCUUAUUCUCAGGCCCCGGCCUACGAAUUAGUCAAGCUACGGUAGGAAAUUUAAUAAAUUUAAGAAUUUUAUGCCAAAAAAAAACAUCUUUGAAAAAACUUAACGAAACGAUUGAUGCUGGAGAUCGCAGCGCCAAAUUUGUCAGAGUGUUUUGGUAUCCGGUGAGUGUUUGUCCCGGAAAAAAUAUCGCUUUUAACGUGGAUUUGUAGCAUUUUUAACAAUGGCAGAUGAUGAUCUUAAUGCCAUUCGUGCCCAGAGAUUGGCCGAGAUGCAGAAGCAAUAUGUAAGUGCUUAGAAAUAUGGCAAAAACUGUAAUUGAAAAGAUGCAACAUAACCUCAUUCUGGUGGAUCCUGAAUGAUUUCUAGGGUGGUUCAGAGCAGAAGCAACAAGGUGAGGCACAGGAAGAGCGUCGUCGUCAAGAGGAGGACAUGAAGAACUCCAUUCUAGCUCAGAUUUUGGAUCAAGCAGCCAGAGCUCGAUUAAACACCUUAAAGUUGAGCAAGCCAGAAAAGGCUCAAAUGGUCGAGCAGAUGAUCAUAAGAAUGGCUCAAAUGGGUCAAAUUCCUGGGAAACUAGAUGAUGCUCAACUUGUCCAGUUGCUUGAGAGUGUAAAUAGGCAAAUGCCUCGCAGUACAUCCGCCGUGAAGUUCGACAGAAGACGCGCAGCCCUCGAUUCUGACGAUGAGGAUUAUGGUUUAUAAAAAUCAUCCGGAAGCACAGCCUGCUAAUAUUCUGCAUCAAAAACGCUUGGACACCAUCCGGCAAAUCACAAAGACUCACUCAUUUAUCUCGAGGGUAAUUUAUUGUGUCUGCCAGAAUGAAUUAAAUUGUCGCAUAAUUUUUACAAAUUGCA